AUGUUCGAACUGCUUGAUGACGCAUUAGCGAUGAUUCAGAUCAAUGAUGACACGUACAGCUAUACUCCAGCAUUAGGUCCGAUUCAUCUCCUUGGUCUAAUGGAAGACGACAGCACACUUCGUUCUUUCUUGCAGCUAUUGCAUCUGCACAGGUCAAUCGAAGUGCAGAUUGCCCUAACGCCGACUGUGUGCUUGUUAGAUGACGGCAUGUUGGACGUUACGCCGCGGUCACAGGAGGACAAGCAGAUUUUUCAACGCAACUGCCAGUCCUCUCUGCUCCUCUCACUACCGGGUGAGCUUCGCAAUCGAGUCUUCGGCAACGUCAUGGGUGGCUUCCAAGUCUUCGUUAGAUGGGGGUCUGUCCCUAAGGGAAAGUAUAAGGACGAGUUGACGAAGUGCCUUAAGAACCGCACUCGGCUGCUCAAUCCCUCCAAUCAAACAGCUCACCACGAGAAAGUGCUGUCGUUCAUGGACGAAUACAGGAAGCCUACACACAUCGUUUCAAAGGUCAAGAUCACGCGCAGCACACAUUCCCGUGGUCCACACGAGAGCAACCCCUUCGUAUCGCUCCAGCAGACCUGCCGGCAGAUAUAUACCGAAACUGCCAAGCUGCCAUUCUCUCGUAUCAAUAGGUUUUGGUACUUGGACGAGCGUGCUAUCGACACUCUCAUGCUGUGGAUCAGACCAAGUCAAAUCCAAGCCAUCACUAAGCUCUUCUUCGUCGUCGUAGAAGAUGUGCACGAGCCUUCUGAAACGGGAGACAUAGACUUGAAGCGUAUCCGGAACCUAGGCAUGCUGACGGGUGUAAAGCACAUCUCCGUUGCUGUGGCGGUGAGGUACUCGGGUUGCGUACCUCAGUCGAUGAAGGAUGCCGCGCUGGAGCGGAUACGGGUAGGCUUAGGACCUAGGGUUCUAGAGUUUGCGCCUAAGGACGUUGAGUUGGUAUUCGAGACUUAUAAGCCGGAGGACUAG
Alternaria atra is the source of this 972-nucleotide messenger RNA. RefSeq lists its product as uncharacterized. The transcript has a single exon. The coding region runs from base 1 to 972 and encodes 323 amino acids. The record is from RefSeq and is a predicted model, not a curated record. NCBI's taxonomy places the organism in Eukaryota, Fungi, Ascomycota, Dothideomycetes, Pleosporales, Pleosporaceae.